Penicillium mononematosum is the source of this 2313-nucleotide messenger RNA. RefSeq lists its product as uncharacterized. The record is from RefSeq and is a predicted model, not a curated record. NCBI's taxonomy places the organism in Eukaryota, Fungi, Ascomycota, Eurotiomycetes, Eurotiales, Aspergillaceae. Gene Ontology annotation, cellular component: cytosol; nucleus. The coding region runs from base 1 to 2313 and encodes 770 amino acids. Gene Ontology annotation, biological process: protein deubiquitination. Gene Ontology annotation, molecular function: cysteine-type endopeptidase activity; cysteine-type deubiquitinase activity. The transcript has 3 exons.
AUGAAGGCCCUCUUCUCCAAGGGCUCGAAGAAUGGGGCUUCCAACCCCCCGGCCACGGCGCCACCCGUGAAAAAAGACCUCCAGGUACCGCAGAUUUCACCGCUAGAGAAGAGGUUACAGGACAUGGGAUCUAUCCGUGCCGAUGGGAGUGACAAGUUUUAUGGAAUGGAAAAUUAUGGAAACACUUGUUACUGCAACUCCAUCCUGCAAUGUCUCUACUAUUCCGUUCCCUUCCGUGAAGCCGUCAUCAACUAUCCGCAACGCACGCCCAUGGACAGCCUCGAGGCUGCCCUCGCAAAGAACCUACGUUAUCAGAACCCAAAUGCACACCUUGAAGCCGAGGCGCUGGCUGCCAAACAAAAGGCUUCCUCACCACCAUCCGCGCGCCAGGCCGGUGUACCCCCGAAUCCAAACCAGAAGCCGGAGGACAAGGAUUCGCCGGAAUACAAGAAGAAGGUAGCACUGCAGACCCUUCCGAUUCUAGAAACCAAGAACAAUGCCUCCAGUUAUGGGAUGUCGGAAUCCCUUUUCACUUCGCUCAAGGACAUAUUCGAAUCGGUGGUAGGAAGCCAAGCACGCAUCGGUAUUGUUCGCCCGCAACAGUUUCUGGACGUUCUACGACGAGAAAAUGAAAUGUUUCGGACCGCCAUGCACCAGGAUGCGCAUGAGUUUUUGAAUUUGCUCCUCAACGAGGUGGUAGCCAAUGUUGAAACGGAAGCCACGAAGCAAGCCUUCACAGAGAAGGCUCUGCCACCAACAGAGAGUGCGGAUUCGUUGGGAAUGUUGACACCUAGCACGGGUUCGAAGUCACCAAAUACUACGAGAUGGGUUCACGAGCUGUUUGAGGGCACUCUGACGUCCGAGACCAAGUGUCUCACCUGUGAAAAGGUCUCGCAGCGAGAUGAGGUGUUCUUAGAUUUAUCCGUGGAUCUCGAGCAGCAUUCAUCCGUGACUUCUUGUCUCCGGAAGUUUUCGGCCGAGGAGAUGCUUUGUGAGCGCAACAAGUUCCACUGCGACAACUGCGGUGGACUGCAAGAAGCGGAGAAGCGGAUGAAAAUCAAACGUUUGCCCCGUGUGUUGGCUUUGCAUUUGAAGCGUUUCAAAUACACAGAAGACUUGCAGCGACUGCAGAAGCUGUUCCAUCGCGUCGUCUAUCCCUACCAUCUUCGUCUGUUUAACACCACAGACGAUGCCGAGGAUCCUGACCGGCUUUAUGAAUUGUAUGCGGUGGUUGUUCAUAUUGGCGGAGGACCGUAUCACGGCCACUACGUUGCUAUUAUCAAGACCGAGGACCGUGGUUGGCUGCUAUUCGACGAUGAGCUCGUGGAACCGGUUGACAAAAGUUACGUGCGUAACUUUUUUGGAGAUCGACCCGGAUUGGCGUGUGCCUAUGUUCUGUUCUAUCAAGAGACAACUCUUGAGGCUGUCAUGCGAGAGCAGGCACAAGAGAACCAGGCCCCUACGAGCGCGGCAGCCGAAACAGGCGAUGCCGGAAAGCCUAAUGGAUCUCCCUUCUCACCACCCUUCUCACCACCGCUAGCUCAUGCCCAAAGUGCAUCACAGGUACCGCCUGACAGCACAACUUCCUCCAUCCCUCUCAGCCGAAUCCCAACUGCACCCCAACUGUCUACCUACCCAGAAGAACCCUUGGAGCCCAAUCCAGCUUCACCGCGGACCGUUCAACCGCCUCUCCCUCCGAUCCCUGACGAACCAGCUCCCCCGUUGAGCCCAAAGAAGAGUGAUCACCAACUACGGAAGGAACGUCGGGCUAUGGAGAAAGAGAAGGAUAAGAAUGAAAAGAACCGCCUGAAAGAGCAGGAUCUGCAUAACCGAGAAAUGCAGCGACGAGAGGCAGAUGAGCUGAAAAGAGCCAUCGAGGCUAGUAGGGCCGACACGGUCGAUUUAGCCGCUGAGAAUGGAUCACCAAGGAAGUCGAGCAGUUUCGGCUUCUUAAAACGAGGCAGCCGCAGUCUCAGUCAUCGACUUACCAAGGACAAGGAGCCGCGAGUCUCAACAUCGGAUCUGUCGACCUCACCGCUUCUUCCGGAAGUUGUGCCAGAAGGACCCCUCAAGGAUGCAGAACCAGCCCAGCCAGUGAACAAACCAGCUCAGCCGAUCAAGCCAACCAGCCCGGUCCAGCCAGUUCAGUCACCGGUUUCUUCUCCGAGAAAUUUCCCACCUAUUUCCAACCCUAAGCAACCUAAGCAACCCAUCCGAAACCCCGAGCCCUUGGCCAAAGAGCAACACACCAACAAUACGAAGCCCGGCCAUACCCCUCGGUGGAGAUCUUUCAGUUUCAAGAAAGUGGCAUGA